AUGGCCUCCCAUAUUCCCAACCUAAACACUCUACGACGAGGCCGAGGCCGAGGCCGUGGCACAAGUCGCACAGAAGAAGCUGGACUCCCUUCUGGAAAAGACCGCAUCGUCCAAGGCACAGACAAUGACGCAAGCGUGUCCCGCCUCAGCGCCGUCGAGCUAGGCUAUCUAGAGGAUGUGUACGCGGCAUCAUUGACACCUGCCGGGUCGGCGACGCGUAGAUUGCCAAUCAUCAACAGAGGAACCUACGCCCGCACAACAGCUAUCGACCAGCUCGUGGCGCGUUUCCUCGGCCCGUUCUCACCGGAAAAUACACACAAGAAACAGAUCAUAUCUCUAGGUGCCGGGUCCGACACGCGCGUCUUCCGGCUUCUCUCGUCGCGCCAAACCCCGGACUUCGUUUACCACGAGCUCGAUUUCGCCGUCAACACAGCGGAAAAGAUCCGCGCGAUUAGAUCGGCGCCUUUGCUACAGAGGGCGCUUGGGAUUGACUCGUCGCAGGCUUCGUCGGAAAAGGAUACUCGAAUUACUGUGUCGGAGGCGGGGGACGCGCUCCAUUCGCCCUCGUACCAUGUCCACCCGGUUGAUCUGCGGUCGCUGUCGACAUGCAGUGACCCUGCUGGAGCACUGCCAGGUGUGGACACGGGAUUGCCGACUUUGCUGAUCUCCGAGUGCUGUUUGGUCUACCUAUCGCCUACUGAAGCGGAGCAGGUAGUUGCGUUCUUUACGCAACGCCUUUUUGGUCAUGGGCAUCCACUAUCCGGGCCCGGAGACAUCUUGCAGGAGGCGCGGGUAAAUGUUCCUCCGCUUGGGUUGAUUCUUUAUGAGCCUAUUCGGCCCAAUGAUGCCUUUGGUCGUACGAUGGUGUCGAACCUUGCGGCGCGGGGCAUCCAGCUCAAGACUCUCGCUAGGUAUGCAUCGCUUGAGGCGCAGCGAGACCGCUUCCAAGAUCAGGGCUUUGGGGAUGGCCAGGCUGCCGCUGAUAUUGAGUUUAUUUGGAAGAAGUGGGUUAACGAAGAUGAGAAGGAAAGAGUUGCUGGGCUAGAGAUGCUGGAUGAGAUGGAGGAGUGGCAAUUGCUUGCACGGCAUUAUUGCAUUGCUUGGGGAUGGAGAGACCGUGAUGAUGUCUUGGCUUUUGCUGGGUGGAAGGACCUACAAGCUCAGCAAGGCGAAUAG
Molecule: messenger RNA, 1176 nt
Organism: Penicillium roqueforti
Lineage: Eukaryota; Fungi; Ascomycota; Eurotiomycetes; Eurotiales; Aspergillaceae
Gene: ppm1
Product: protein C-terminal leucine carboxyl O-methyltransferase ppm1
Exons: 2
Coding region: 1-1176 (391 amino acids)
Biological process (GO): C-terminal protein methylation
Molecular function (GO): protein C-terminal leucine carboxyl O-methyltransferase activity
Source: RefSeq, a predicted model, not a curated record